Molecule: messenger RNA, 420 nt
Organism: Anisakis simplex (herring worm)
Lineage: Eukaryota; Metazoa; Nematoda; Chromadorea; Rhabditida; Anisakidae
Source: the annotation of a GenBank genome assembly
UCACGUUUUGAUCCGAUUACGUUACACGAAGUGGAACAUUUGCAUUGCGCAGUCAGUAUUCUAAUCAAUUUCGAGAAAGCAAAAGACUACCGUGAUUGGGUUGUUGGUAUUCAUGGUAUCAGGAUAGAAUUCCAAGAUAAUCAUCACUAUCGCGAUGCCGUUUAUUUACCUGAAGUGGCCAGUGAACAAGGAUGGGAUCAUGUUGAAACAUUGGAUAAUUUGAUGCGUAAAGGUGGAUUUAGAGGACAUAUCUCCGAAGAAAUGCGCCUUAAAGUGAAUGUUGUUCGUUUUCAAUCAGAUAAAGUCCACAUGAGCUAUCAGGAGUAUGUCGCAUAUAAAGCGAAUUACGGUGAGCCGAUAAUGAAUGAGCCGUCGUAUGGAUCGCGUAGAGGAGGUCUGUUUCACUCAUGUAGACCGUAA